UCAACUCCUGCCCCCACAACACCUUCCCCCACAACACCCACCCCAGCAGCGCCCUCAACAAGCCUUCUACGUGAACGCCCCGCUUCAACAAGCCAAUGGUAAUUCCCUCCACUCUGGCCCGGGAAAUCAUCCAGCGCCAACUUCUAGUGUUUACUCGUCUUGCUACGGCCAGCUUCCCCCACCACGCCCUCCACCUCUACCACCGCCGCUGCCGCCCCCUCAGUCCUUCCAGCAGCUACGGUAUGGUUGUUUACCCCAUCAGCACCUGGUUCCUCCUCCCCCACUACCCAUCCAGCAGCAACAACUCCACCACCAGCACUACCACCCACCACAGCAACUCUACGGGUGUCUCUCCCCCAGCUGCCACCACCCCCACUUCAUCGAGCUGCCGGGAUCAGGCUCCCCGGUGAAGGUAGAUCGUGGGUACUGUGGUAAGGGCCCCCCAGGACGAGGUUUAGGUCCUGCUAUCACCAAGUCUUACAGUGUUGAGAGCUCGGCGCCCCCCGUGCCUCCACACCACCUCCACCAAGCACACCAUCACCACCACCACCACAAUGGCAGUCACAGUGCCCGUCGUUCACAGUUGCAGCAAGCUGUGUCGCAGAGUAGCGGUGUUGGUGUGGGCAGUCGGCGGCAGCCACGGGGGUCUACAGCUGAUGACAGUGGCAACCGCAAUAGUCGCUGGCGAGGCAGUGGUGCCCCAGGCAAUGUCCAGGGAUAUGAACUGUCUCAAGACUUCGCUGAUAUGCGACUUGAGAUGCUGGAACGCAGGUAUGGAGGUGUGGUAGCCAGGCGUGCUGCCGUCACCAUCCAGCGAGCAUACCGUCGUUAUGCCAUGUAUAAGAAGUUCCGCUCCAUCACAGCCACAGCCAAGGCCCAGGAGAAGCGACUGUCCCGCAGGUUUACUGUGGAUGUUCCUGAAUGGACUGACCCUGCAGGUCAACAGUAUAAUGAUGCUGAACAUCUAAUUCGAUCUGAGUUUGACCAACUACAAAGAAAUCUUAAUGCAACAGUGUAUGGCGAAGGCAGGCGGCCAGCAAGGUCCUUGUCCAUGCGUGACACCCCACGCACAACAACCCCUAUCACAGCUACUUCCACCAUAAGACAACAGCAAGACCCAUAUGACCUACAUGAUACCCUUGCUUCAAUGAAUGACAGUUCACUUUAUUGUCAUGUGUCGGCCCAGUCUCCCCUUACCCCAACAUCCACCUUAACACCAGCUCCUACUCAUGUUAGGAAUGGUUCUGGAGAUUAUCAGGGGCAACAAAAUGACCGAGACUUGAAGUACAUCUCUUCAGAGGACAGUGGCCUUGGUAGUCAUGAUAGCUCAUCCUUGAAUCGCAUCACCGUGAGUGGACAAAGACGUAUCCGUGGCCCAGGAGGCAAGAAAAUUCCACCUGAAGUACCGCGUCGCACAUCUUCUAUUAAAUCCAGUGAGAGCAGUGGAAGUAAUGACAGUGUUACAACCCUAUCAACGGCGGCAAACCACAGACUGCAGUGCCCUCCCCCAUCCCUAACACCACCAUCUUCAACCCCUUCAUCACUUACAUCUGAGGGAGGUCACAGUGACAGAGGACCACUCACAAGGUCUGUGGACAAUGGGUCCCUGUCCAGCGUCCAGUCCUCUGGGUCAGACUCCUCGCUCUCGCAGUCUACCUCAGAUCGGGCCACGCCUCUGUCUACCCACGACCAAGUGGAUAAUUCAGACUAUCAUCCCACUUCCCCAAUAUGGAAACGCAAACAUCAACAGAUGAGCACAAGUGACGUCAUCUGCGACGAUAAGAGGUUGAGCCAGAUCAGCGAAAACUCAGAAGAUUCCCUGCAGUCCCAUUCCUCUGAGGGAAUGACCUAUUCCCAAACCAUCCCCUCACAGAUCCCACACUCGGCACGCUACGCCCAUGCCCACUACACCCACACUUCUCACUUGCCCAAGGUACCAGAAGUUGUAAGAAAGAGACAGUACCGGGUUGGUCUCAAUCUGUUUAACAAAAAGCCAGAACGAGGUGUGACAUAUCUUAUAGGUCGUGGAUUCCUUGAAAAUUCUCCACAAGCUGUGGCUAAAUUUCUUCUAACUCGGAAGGGUCUGAGUAAACAGAUGAUUGGAGAAUAUCUUGGGAACCUUCAGAACAACUUCAAUAUGGCUGUUCUUGAGUGUUUUGCACAUGACAUUGACCUGUCUGGUAUGCAAGUAGAUGUUGCUCUUAGGAAGUUCCAAACACAUUUCCGCAUGCCCGGGGAAGCGCAAAAGAUUGAGCGUCUUAUGCAAGUAUUUGCUCAACGUUACUGUCAGUGUAAUAGGGACAUCGUGGCUAAAUUAAGAGAUCCUGAAACUAUAUUUGUGUUGGCCUUUGCCAUCAUCAUGCUAAAUACAGAUCUUCACACUGCAUCUAUGAAACAAGAAAAAAGAAUGAAACUAGAAGAUUUUAUUAAGAACUUAAGAGGUAUUGAUGACAGUUAUGAUAUUGAACGUGAGAUGUUGGAGGGAAUGUAUCAGCGUAUUAAAGCGCAAGAGUUUCGACCAGGUCAUGAUCACGUUACUCAAGUUCUAAAGGUGCAACAGACUAUGGUAGGCAAAAAGCCCAAUUUGGCUCUACCUCAUCGUCGACUUGUAUGUUAUUGUCGAUUGUAUGAGAUUCCCGAUAUAACAAAGAAAGAGAGGGUUGGAGUUCACCAGCGAGAAGUCUUCCUUUUCAAUGACCUUCUGGUAGUAACCAAGAUUUUCUCCAAAAAGAAAAGUUCUGUAACAUAUACAUUUAGGCAGAGCUUCCCCCUUGCUGGUCUUGCUGUUUCCGUCAAGGAAGUGCCACAUUACCCUUACCUUAUGGAAAUUCAGCACCGUGUGGACAAUAAAGUACUGAUAAUUUUCAAUGCACGCAAUGAACAUGAUCGUACCAAAUUUUGUGAGGAUUUGAAGGAAAGUGUGUGUGAAAUGGAUGAGAUGGAAUCUCUUAGAAUUGAAGGGGAGCUGGAGAGACAGAAGGCAUCUUUAAGAGCAUCAAGACCCAGUUCUACGGCCGAGAACCGUGACUCUGGUGUAGCUGAUAUGGAAUUACUGACUGCCAAUGAAAAAAAUGGAACUCUUAAAGCUGAUUCUACCUUAAAGAGAUCAGCUCUUAGCAAUUCUCUGUUGGAUAUGCAUGAGGCUGAAGGUGUUGGGCAGACAUUGCGUCGGGGCAGUGUGGGCUCCCUCGAUUCUGGCAUGUCUGUCUCCUUCCAGUCCACUAGUGCCUCCAAUGAAACUUCUCCUGCAAGUGGGCCUCCUGGGGGUGUUCAUCAACUCCUCAUACCCAGCACCUCCCAUGGAGACCUCCAUCAACACCAUCUACAACGGCGUACAAUGACCUCCAAUUCUUCCUUCCUUGGUCAACUGUUUCGUCCACGCAGAGUCUCACGCACUGAGCUAAAUACGGCUGGAGUGGAGGUGUGACAGUAAUGUAAUCAACCUCAGUUUUCAUCUUCCACACAGGGAAUAGAUGAUCUUGGGCAAAGUCAGGUUGUAUCUAGCCAUAUUCUAGUCUUUCAAGUGUACACACAAGCAUUCCAAAUGGAUCAGAGUGAAGAUGAAGCUGCCCAGACCAUCUGUUCUGUAACUUGCCCUGCGUACCUCAUACCAUGUAUGUGUGCAAAGGCAUUGGUACUUAUGUAAGUAGUAGAAAAGGUAAAACCAAACAAAUUAUACAGUGCCAUUUAGUCAGAUGUAGUCACACAUAUAUAUCCUUGUGUAAAAUAUGAUGUAUAUAAGUCAUGUUGAAUUAAUAAUCUGUGUAAUAUAUACCUAAUCCCACAGUUAAUAAAUAUAACCCAGAAAUGAGACUUCCGUUGUCUCCAGGCAUUUUAGCAUAGCAUCUGCUAGUCUAAAGAUACAGUAUCAGGAUUUCAAGAGAUAUCCAGAAUAUAGUUAUAAUUUUAUUCAGUGUAAUGUGUGCACAACAGUUAAUACAAAUAGCAAGAUACAGUUUAGCUCAAUAUAAACUGUAUACUUCCCUGUGGAAUUGACCUCUAGUCAGCACACGGAUAAUUCUGUCAUAUAUCUGAUGCUUCUAGACAAGUGUUGAACUGGCUUAAUUUUGUGCAGUGUACCAGAUUACUGAUAUUACCAUAAAACAAACUCACUUAUAACUUUGUACAUAUGGGAUAUAUUGUUAUAAUUUUGUCAGCUUGACAAUUACAGGCUGUCUUUCUAUGACAAAUAAAGAUUAUGAUGCAAAAAUCA
Homarus americanus (American lobster) is the source of this 4213-nucleotide messenger RNA. RefSeq names its product IQ motif and SEC7 domain-containing protein 2-like (gene siz). The transcript is spliced from 15 exons. Gene Ontology annotation, molecular function: protein binding; guanyl-nucleotide exchange factor activity. NCBI's taxonomy places the organism in Eukaryota, Metazoa, Arthropoda, Malacostraca, Decapoda, Nephropidae. Gene Ontology annotation, biological process: regulation of ARF protein signal transduction; actin cytoskeleton organization. The coding region runs from base 746 to 3427 and encodes 893 amino acids. The record is from RefSeq and is a predicted model, not a curated record.